UAGCGUUCUCUUCUCUCAUGUUUUUCUUAUCGAAUUUGGCCUAUUAUACUGCUUCGAUUUGAACGCUAAGUUCUCUUUCAAAAAAAUUUAAAAUUAAAAAAACAUUAUAAAUUAUGCACAAUGUAAUUAUUCCCAACAAUCCCUCAAUGCAACUUUACUGCCCAUUGAUAGCAUACACCCACCUCGAGCUGCUUUGCGAUGGAGUCUAUAGGGCUGAUCUAUAUUACAAAUACAAGGACGUGCUAACUUUCGUAAAUGAGCCUUAUAAGAUCUGCUACUACAACCAGGAUUGGCAUUAUUUACUCUUUGUGAGCUUCAACGACUCGAACAUCACGAUCCAGCUGGCCGAUGAACUCGAUUUCUUUUGUGGAGUCAGUAAAUCGCCUUUGAUAGUGUUUGGCACCCAGUUUUUCUGCCACAAGAACUUAAUGAGCUACGUGAAUGACUUGUUAUACGAGUGCACCAAUCCAAGAGCUCUGCGCUUCUUCAAUUUGGAGUGGAAGGGAAAGGCUACAAUUGAUUAUGGUGCAAAAUUGAAGGCAAAAAACGGGUCUGCUACGGGAAUCUCUGAUUUUGAAACCCUUCUGGCCUGCCUGGUAUGCGUCUUGCUUCAAAGACUAGAAGUGCUGUCAACCAAUAAUUUCGAAAUUCAAGUAAUCUAUAGUUUGAAGCAAAAUGCGGUUGUGCUCCAUGUUCGUACUCCUCUACAUAGUUCCUAAGCUGGAGAAUCCCAAGAACGGAUGUGACUCUACAGAAGUGUUGGGAAUGAAAGGAUCCUCAGCUCCACUAACCACGCAAUCAACUAUCUCCCAAGGGCGCCAGAAUAAAGAGCUGUUUCGCACACUGUUCAAAAUUUGUCCCAAGUGAAUUUGUGCCCAUAUCUAACAAUAAAAUUUAGGAAAUACAAUAAAUAUUCCAUUUGCGA
This is a messenger RNA of Drosophila yakuba, 925 nucleotides long. RefSeq lists its product as uncharacterized. The record is from RefSeq and is a predicted model, not a curated record. Lineage: Eukaryota; Metazoa; Arthropoda; Insecta; Diptera; Drosophilidae.